Messenger RNA from Pan troglodytes (chimpanzee), 4212 nucleotides. Its product is annotated as neuroblastoma breakpoint family member 15-like. The transcript is spliced from 4 exons. Lineage: Eukaryota; Metazoa; Chordata; Mammalia; Primates; Hominidae. The coding region runs from base 2125 to 2493 and encodes 122 amino acids. The record is from RefSeq and is a predicted model, not a curated record.
GUAUGCCUCGUUAAAUAAUUACCAGCCAUUAUUCCAGAAGUCACAAGAUUGGGAGCUUCCCCAAUUACUGCUGUGAAGAACAUCACUAUUGUAGAACCUAAGAUUGGCCUCUUGAGAUGUCUUUUCAGGCUUUGGCAUUUCUGACUGCUGGAUGGCACCAUCUGGCCCAAAAAUCAACCAGUUCCUUAGCCCCCACCCAGAAGCUGACUCCAUGCAGGAGGGCCAUUUUCCAUGCCCCUGUGAUUUCAUCCCCAACAAUCAGCACCGCGCAAGCCCUAGCCCCCUCCCCAACAAACUAUCUUUGAAAAACCCCUUACCUCCAAGCCUUCAGUGAGAUUGGUUUGAGUAAUAACUCUGUCUCCCACAUGUCGUGGCUGGCCUGUGUCAAUGAAACUCUUUCCUGCAGUGCCAUGGUCUCCAUGAAUUGAGUUUUUGUGUACAUUGGUCAGGAAGAACCCAUCAGGCGGUUACAUCUGCAGGAUGGUGCCAGUCCUUUCCACAAAGGCUGGUCAGAUACCCAGAAAACAUUUCUCCACUACUACCUGGACAAUGUGUCUCCCUGUCAAUCUCCAGGGAAUGGGGCCUGGAUCAAGUAUUUAGUAUUCAGCAGUUACUACACUGUCACCUAAUCCCUCAUUUUCAAUAUUUUGCCAUGCCUUCCAGUGGCCUAACUGGCCACCAUGCCACAGAAUCUUUACUUUAUGGUCUCCAAGGAGAACUCUCCACUCGAUGUUUUGUGAUUUGAGCAAUGGAAUAGAAUCUGAUACUGGUGGGCUGGGGGAGGUCCCUGGACACUGGUGGGAUCUCGACCCCAGCCGUGGUGUCCAGGCUGUUGACACCAUCGUGAGAACAAAGUCAAAGAUGAGUCAGCAAAUAGUGAAAGAAGAGCUUUAUUGCAAAGCAAAAAGUACACACUCAAGAAAGGGGAGCUUGGGCAUACCUGAGAGAGAAUAAUGGGUUCUGGGGUUUCAUCUUGAUGGGUUUCUUUAACCAAGAAUUGGAAUAUUCACGAAAAUUCCUGGGUAAAGGUGGAGAUUUCUUGGAACUGUGGUGCCAUUUUUACAUCAAACACUGGUCUCAGAACUGUCAUGGCACUGGCGGGUGUGUGAUUUAGUAUGUUAAUGAGCAUAUAAUGAGGGCCUAGGUAAAACCUCCAUCAAAUCCAGUACCACGUUGGGUCCACUCAGUCUUAGCCAGCUUGGUCCACACCCUGGUUUUUCAGCGUCUUAACAGCCCACAGCCUCAAGUCAUGUAAAUCUGCUGCCUAGAAUUUGUUAUCCUGUGACCACCCUGUAGUAUUCCUGUCUGAAAUCUACUUGUAAAUAUUCAAAUGGUCUUUGACUUGGGCAUUCCAACUUUGCUUACUUCACAGUGUUUCCUGCGUAAUAUAUAAGAAAAGAUGAUCCAGACAUUUGUUAAACAUCUCAAAUAAGAUGUAGCCCAGGUAUUUGUGUCAAAUUUGGAUUAUUUUGGUUUCGUCUUUGCAGAAUAUAAAAAACUAACAUGAGGUAAGCACUAAGGUGUGGAGAUGGCUGUGCAAGAGAUGACAAAGUCCAGCACCACACUUGAGAGUGUCCAAUCAUCUCUUCUGGGGCAGCAUAGUUUUCUACAAUACGGAUUUUUGAAAAAAAAAACAUCAAAAAAAAACCUACAAGAUUCAUGAAACUGGACAACUGUCUUUAUAACAUUACCAGUGAUAAAACCAGUAAGGAAGGCUGGUUUGCAGUCAUCUGAGCAGCCUCUUUACUUUCAUAAAUAUGGUUUCUCUCUGAUAUUAAACGGCUUCCAAUUGCAAGCGGAAUGCUGCAUCACAAGGAUAAGGAUGUGAAGAGAACCGGUUUCUUUUGUAAUCCGAAACAUUCUAGUCUGCGAAUUAAAAGCCAUUAUUUGAAGAAGGAUGCCCCGGCUCCAUCUGGCCACCGAAAGGUUGCUCCUUAACACAGGCUAAGGACCAGCUUCUUUAGGAGAGAACAGACGCAGGGGCGGGAGGGAAAAAGGGAGAGGCAGACGUCACUUCCCCUUGGCGGCUCUGGCAGCAGAUUGGUCGGUUGAGUGGCAGAAAGGCAGACGGGGACUGGGCAAGGCACUGUCGGUGACAUCACGGACAGGGCGACUUCUAUGUAGAUGAGGCAGCGCAGAGGCUGCUGCUUCGCCACUUGCUGCUUCGUCACGAAGGAGUUCCCGUGCCCUGGGAGCGGGUUCAGGACCGCUGAUCGGAAGCUCAGCAGGGAGCUGCUGGAGGUAGUAGAGCCUGAAGUCUUGCAGGACUCACUGGAUAGAUGUUAUUCAACUCCUUCCAGUUGUCUUGAACAGCCUGACUCCUGCCAGCCCUAUGGAAGUUCCUUUUAUGCAUUGGAGGAAAAACAUGUUGGCUUUUCUCUUGACGUGGGAGAAAUUGAAAAGAAGGGGAAGGGGAAGAAAAGAAGGGGAAGAAGAUCAAAACCCACCAUGCCCCAGGCUCAGCGGUGUGCUGAUGGAAGUGGAAGAGCCUGAAGUCUUACAGGACUCACUGGAUAGAUGUUAUUCGACUCCGUCAAUGUACUUUGAACUACCUGACUCAUUCCAGCACUACAGAAGUGUGUUUUACUCAUUUGAGGAACAGCACAUCAGCUUUGCCCUUGACGUGGACAAUCGGUUUUUUACUUUGAUGGUGACAAGUCUCCACCUGGUCUUCCAGAUGGGAGUCAUAGUCCCACAAUAAGCAGCCCUUACUAAGCCGAGAGAUGUCAUUCCUGCAGGCAGGACCUAUAGGCACGUGAAGAUUUGAAUGAAACUAUAGUUCCAUUUGGAAGCCCAGACAUAGGAUGGGUCAGUGGGCAUGGCUCUAUUCCUAUUCUCAGACCAUGCCAGUGGCAACCUGUGCUCAGUCUGAAGACAAUGGACCCAAGUUAGGUGUGACACGUUCACAUAACUGUGCAGCACAUGCCGGGAGUGAUCAGUCAGACAUUUUAAUUUGAACCACGUAUCUCUGGGUAGCUACAAAGUUCCUCAGGGAUUUCAUUUUGCAGGCAUGUCUCUGAGCUUCUAUACCUGCUCAAGAUCAGUGUCAUCUUUGUGUUUAGCUCAUCCAAAGGUGUUACCCUGGUUUCAAUGAACCUAACCUCAUUCUUUGUAUCUUCAGUGUUGAAUUGUUUUAGCUGAUCCAUCUGUAACACAGGAGGGAUCCUUGGCUGAGGAUUGUAUUUCAGAACCACCAACUGCUCUUGACAAUUGUUAACCCGCUAGGCUCCUUUGGUUAGAGAAGCCACAGUCCUUCAGCCUCCAAUUGGUGUCAGUACUUAGGAAGACCACAGCUAGAUGGACAAACAGCAUUGGGAGGCCUUAGCCCUGCUCCUCUCGAUUCCAUCCUGUAGAGAACAGGAGUCAGGAGCCGCUGGCAGGAGACAGCAUGUCACCCAGGACUCUGCCGGUGCAGAAUAUGAACAAUGCCAUGUUCUUGCAGAAAACGCUUAGCCUGAGUUUCAUAGGAGGUAAUCACCAGACAACUGCAGAAUGUAGAACACGGAGCAGGACAACUGACCUGUCUCCUUCACAUAGUCCACGUCACCACGAAUCACACAACAAAAAGGAGAAGAGAUAUUUUGGGCUCAAAAAAAGUAAAAAGAUAAUGUAGCUGCAUUUCUUUAGUUAUUUUGAACCCCAAAUAUUUCCUCAUCUUUUUGUUGUUGUCAUUGAUGGUGGUGACAUGGACUUGUUUAUAGAGGACAGGUCAGCUGUCUGGCUCAAUGAUCUACAUUCUGAAGUUGUCUGAAAAUGUCUUCAUGAUUAAAUUCAGCCUAAACGUUUUGCCGGGAACACGGCAGAGACAAUGCUGUGAGUUUCCAACCUCAGCCCAUCUGCGGGCAGAGAAGGUCUAGUUCGUCCAUCACCAUUAUGAUAUCAGGACUGGUUACUUGGUUAUGGAGGGGUCUAGGAGACCUGUCCCUUUUAGAGACACCUUACUUAUAAUGAAGUAUUUGGGAGGGCGGUUUUCAAAAGUAGAAAUGUCCUGUAUUCCGAUGAUCAUCCUGUAAACAUUUUAUCAUUUAUUAAUCAUCCCUGCCUGUGUCUAUUAUUAUAUUCAUAUCUCUACGCUGGAAACUUUCUGCCUCAAUGUUUGCUGUGCCUUUGUUUUUGCUAGUGUGUGUUGUUGAAAAAAAAACAUUCUCUGCCUGAGUUUUAAUUUUUCUCCAAAGUUAUUUUAAUCUAUACAAUUAAAAGCUUUUGCCUAUC